Messenger RNA from Cydia strobilella, 5145 nucleotides. Its product is annotated as cilia- and flagella-associated protein 410. The record is from RefSeq and is a predicted model, not a curated record. The transcript is spliced from 12 exons. Bases 178 to 1431 code for a protein of 417 amino acids. Gene Ontology annotation, biological process: cytoskeleton organization. NCBI's taxonomy places the organism in Eukaryota, Metazoa, Arthropoda, Insecta, Lepidoptera, Tortricidae.
GACGGAUGGUCGUCGACCGUCACGACCGUGCAUUGUUUUCAGUUUUUAUUCGCGCUCGCUUCGAAGUUGCCGUGAUCCGGAGCGCCAUGCCGCACCUCGCGCCGAUCUAAACAAAGCCUUGUGUUUUGUAUAAAGUUUGUUGUUAUACUCUGAACCAGUGAAGUGCAGUGAGUGACCAUGGCUCGUUUGACUGAGGAGAUGGUGAUAGCGCGUUCCAAACAGUCGGAUUUAUCGUCUAUAAAGAAGUUGAACUGCUGGGGCGCAGAGCUAGGUGACGUCAGUCUACUGCGGCGGAUGCCAAACGUUGAGGUGCUAGCCUUCAGCAUAAACAAGAUCCGCAGCCUACAGGACUUCGCCGGCUGCCGACUGCUGCGAGAACUGUACGUCCGCAAGAACGAGAUCAAAGACUUGCGGGAGAUCAGACAUCUUAGACACCUUACAGCCCUCACGUCAUUGUGGCUAGAUGAGAACCCCUGCACACACCACCCACAAUAUCGACUAACAGUGCUCCGUAACCUGCCGCGGCUAGAAAAGCUCGAUAAUGUCGUCGUGCAACAAGAAGAGUUGGAGGAGGCGCAGCGCCGAGGCUCGCUUAUUGAUUCAGAUGAUGAAGGGUAUCCACAACAACAGGAAGCUUACGCGGAAAGCGUGCGGAGCAGCGGCAGCGCGCGGCGCGCCACCCGCGCGCGCUCCAGCGACUCCAGUCCCGAGCGGGACGAGUACCACAAGCACGAACCCGAGUACCGGGACCACAGGCCGGAGCCCGAGUACCGGGACCAUCAUAGCAGGCCAGAGCAGGAGGCUUAUCGGGACCAGAGAAACGAGCAAACAGCGGGCAGCGACAGCUCGGAGGGCGCGGCGCCCGAGCCCGAGCCCCGGCCCGACCGCCAGGACCAGCAGUGUCCGCUCUCCCCCACGCGGCGUGCGGCGGCGUCGGCGCAGCGCGCGCGCGCCUCGCCCGACGACGAGCGCCUCGACCACCCCGCCGCCAUGACUAGGUCACAGUACGAUCCGCGCUGGGCGCGCGAGCGCGAGCGCGAGGCGCCGCUGCGGCACUCCGUCUCCGCGCACAGCGUCAAGGAGUACGCGUAUGCGAUGAACGGGGAGUGCCGGCUCGGCGUGACGUCCCCGCACGAACCGUACUGCGAGCGAGGCGAUAACAGAUCAGAAUACACACCCAGCACCGUAGGUCGAGGCGACUGGGAGCGUGAGCGAGACAGGGAGCCCCCGCGCGAGCGAGACGCACAUAGCGCGGGAUUCCCCUCCGCCGUCAUGGGGGAACAUCGCGGCUUCACCCGCCGACCCGUCACAAGGAACUCGAACCUGCUGUCGGCCGUGCUGUGCCUGGUGAAGGAGCUGGACUACCCGUCCCUGGAGGUCGCCGAGAUGGCCGUCAGAUGCCGCAUGGACGAGCUCGCCAACACACAGUGACCCGCCCCUCCCGACGCCGCUCCACACACACACUCACACGCGGUCUAGUUCUAGUCACAGCGAUACUAUCACCAUUCACCAAGGGCUAGUACUCGUACAAAAGCCAUCUGAUAUAUCGAAGCGGCCGAGGUGCUCAAAAAUACUGAACACGCACUUUAAUGCCUUGACAAUACAGGCUUUGUUCAGAUAUUGUGAACAUUGCAGCUGCUCCAAUAUAUCUGAUAGCGAUUGUACAGUAAGGGCCCCGACUUAAGUACCCACCUCACUUUACAAGCUAUAUAGACAAGCGGAUACUUAAAUUAGGGCACCGGCUGUGCGUAACUACACACACUAAACUCAGUUUCUAUACCCCAGACACAAAAGUGGCAGGUCGAUAUGUCAUACGUACAAAUAUUCCGCUAGCUGAAGCACAACAAUGUCGUCAUAUUCACGAAUAUUUGACAUUUAUAUUAUAGACAAAUGAUCACUUAGAUUCAAUAAAAUCUGGGAUAUAGAAACAGCGCAGGCCGCGCUAGCAGCCGCUGUGAGUGCUGUGACUGUGACUGUGACUAGACCAGACUAGUCCGUCAUAAGAAACACGGACUAGUGUCACUACAAAGUGCAGUGGUGAAUAAAAUGCAGAAAAGACUGCAAUUAUUGUAGGCGUGAAGUAGGUUGUGAUCUACAAUAUCUACAUGUAUCUUUUAAACAAGACUAACAACAAAAUUGGUGUAUAGUGAAUAAUAAAACCUGGGCUACAAUAGAACUAUGUUAAAUAAUUACUAAUCAAAAUGUGAGAAGCAACAUAGAUUGCCCGGCCGAAGUCUCGGUUUUAACCAAAAACUCAUAAAGCUUUUGGCCGCGUCGAAAGUGUAUUUUCGGCAAUGCCCGACCGAAACUUGGGUUUCGGUUUCGGCAAGUUUCUGGAUAAAAAUCAGGUCGGCCGAAACUAUAGCAAAACCGAACCUUCGGUUUCAGCAAAAAAACCGGACACUUUCGGUCCGACACUACCGCAAAUACAUCUGCAAUUCCGUUCUGAAUGUCUAUGGCUCUGCGGGGCAUAGCGUUGGAGCCCAAAAUAAUCUGCAUAAAUGAUGUUUUGCUUGAAAAUAAAGUUAAAUACAACCAAUGCAGGUAAUUUUAGGCUGACUGUACUUAUGUUUGGGUAUGUACCCAAUAUCUAGAAACAAAACUAGCGCAAAUAACGUGGAUGGAAGUAUCUAUGUGUGUGCGUCAAUACAUUCCUAAUUUCCUACCAUCAGGUAGUGUUGGUCACUACUCGAGUCCUUUGAAUCCUCCUUUUAGAGAAUCGACUAUGUUUAUCAGACUUACAAUAAUUAAGUCGAAACUCGAGUUAUUUUUAAGUUUCCACAGAGACCACAAAUUUACAAAAAAAAAAUAGUCUGUGUAAAUUCAUAGGUUAAGUACACCAUACAAAAAUGCUUAUUUUAUUUACUGCUACUGCUAAUACCCACAAAAUUCUUGACAGUCUUCUUUAGGAGGUCCGAGUCCUUUUAGUUGCGCUUAAAAAAGACUUAAUUAAGGAAUCGACUCGGAAGAAUAUUUUAAAGACAAAGUGUUAGCGCAGUUUCUUAAAAACAAGUCGAGUUCUACAGUGAGAAGCAAUAGUUGCUGAGCGGGCGAGGUGUUCAAAAUGAUCUUGACGCGACUUUAUUGUUAAGAGAAUAAGAGCGUGUGAAAGUAAUAUUGAGCACCUCGCCCGCUAAGCAACUAUUGCUGUUGACUGUAGAAAAAAGACUCGAGUUACCAAUACUACCAUCGUGAACUAUAAACUGCUCAAUCGUAAGCCUUAUUGCGAAGAGAUAAGAUCUAUCAAUUGUCAGUUAAUUGUGUCAUUUGUUUCUCUGUUAGUAUAAUAUAAUAAUUAUAUUAUAAUACAAGUUGAUAUAUGAAACAGAAAGACGCACACAUUGAAAAACUUCAUUUGUUUAGCUGAAGCUUGUUUGCGCUAGUAGUUUUAUUUUUAAUUUACCUGAGAGGAGGUAAUAAUGUAAAAAGUUAAUAAUGUACGUAUUUAGGUACAUUAUAGAUUAUAAUGAAGUUCAAAUCUCAUAUUUCUAUGCAAUAAAUAAUUGCAAACGCACUUUUUAAAAUUGGCUCGUAAUUUUUACCUUGUAAUCUAAAUUCCUAAUUAAUUUCCGCUGGAGUGACGAAGCCCUUAAAGACCUGUCCGCCCUCAGAAUACCCAACUGGCGGGAAGUGGCGCAGAAUAGGGCAGAGUGGCGCUCUCUGGUGUCAGAAAGAUCCUUUUUGGGUCGCUGAGCACUGAGCCAGUGAAGUAAGUAAGUAAUCUAAAUUCCUACAUUUCGCGGUAACAAUAUUAUAUAACAACAUGAAAUAUAAUAUUGCUUUUAAAAAAGUUUUCUUGUUUAAUUAUGGAUUUUGAGUAAAGGUAAACCAAUCAAAACCACCAACUUAAGUUUGACGACGAGCAAUGUUUUGUUGUUAAUAUGGUCAGCAUUAGGUAAUAGUAGUAUGUAGAGUAUGUAGACCACGCGCUUAAAGUAUUAACCAUUCUCUAACAUCAUGUUAGGAAAAGAGAUAUGGCUCUACAUAUAUGUAUGUAAAACAAUUAAAAAAUAGCAGGAUAGCGGAUGGUUUUGGCGCGUAGUAUUAUCCUCUACUAUUAGUGCUAUUAUUGCAAAGACCAAUGGUUAGUUACCUACAUUAACAAUAUGGACACUUAGACAGUCGCCUAUAAUAAUGUUACCCUUCGAAGGCCGCAAAACUAUGUGACAAGCUUUUAUGGCUUUUACAAAUAAGAUCGUGUGAGAUAUUUUUGCGUCCUUCGUUGUGUAAUAUUAUUGCGGGUGACCGGACGACGUACAGUCAACGUCAAAGACAUGUUUACAUUUUUCGCCUUAUUACAACAGAGUACCUAAAAGGUGCAAAAGUGUAAACAAUGUACCUCUUGCGUCAACUGUACCUGCCCAUCUUAGACAAACAUGGAUUUAAUGUUAUGAAUUUUACCUGUUGAUUUGAAUUUUUAUAUGCGUGUUGUUACGCCUUGUAUAGCAUGAGUUGUUUUCUAAUGUAUAUAAUAGUUUACAUAGGAGUUAUUUUAAUGUUUUUAUAUUAUUUUAUUAUUCAUCGACACCGAUGUAAUGUAAUGUAAUGUAACACAGUGGGUACUUACAAAAUUGUCAUUCCUACAUUUUGUGUUAAUUCAAUUUCUGACAAAAAUGUGUAAAACCUCGUUUUUAUAUUCCAAAUACUGAAAUUACAGUUUGACUUCCCCGACUUGUCUAACCAUUCUGUCAUUUUAGUACAAAGUUUUAGUACAAAGUUGACAUUAAAACAGUAGGAUUGAGAAGUAGAUUGGCCAAUUAUCCUGUAUUGUAUUUUUUGUAUUUGGGAAGUAAAAACAACGUGACCUGUCUUAAAAUUGUCAUGUGAGCAGUAGCAGUGGACGGACAGCCAAUAAAGAUAUUGCAAAUGAGUAUCCAAUUUUAUUAACUAUACAAAACAAAUCAAAUCUAAAAGGUAUAGUCAGCAGCUGAGGUAGUUAGCCGGCGAAGUGAUCAAAUUGAUCUGAACUGUGUCAAAUGUGUUGUUAGAAGUUGUUAGAAGGAUAAGAAUGUGUGCAGAUCAUUUUUGACAGCCGUAAGCUGAUGCUGACUGUAGUAGACUAGCUUACCAGACCAGAGCUGUGCCCGGGUUUCAAUUAAAUUACUUUUGUAGGCCAGUGGCGCCCGUGUCAAUAUACGAAUACCC